CUCCUCUACUUGUGUUGUGUGCGUGGCCUUGGGCUUUGUCUAAUCUCUCUCGACCGAAUCGGAUAACGCCUACGCCGUCUCCUCUUCGCUUCUUUGUUUUUUCGCCCCUUCUCCCAAAUAUCUGUUUCUCUUUGACAUUAAAUCCAUUUUUUUUAAUUACCUCCGCGAUGAUGACGACGUUUCGGUUCGCCAAUCAAGGGUUAAAGUGCAGCCGUUAAAUUGUGUGUUUGUCUGCGUCCCAACUAUUUGACCGCUCUACAGGCUACGCAUUAAGGAGAUUUAUUGAUAAGUAUUGAGAUUCCAUUUUUGCCGGUAUGGUAUACUGAGACUUGUGAGAUAGUCUGCUACAUGGCAGCUGAUCAGCGGAGGAGACGUCUCAAUUCCAGCACCAUUGUUGGUUGCUCUUUUCGAGAGCAUAGGGAACAAUACAGAGCUAAAAAGAAGAAAUUAGGAUUUCCACAGGAUGACACAAAUGGGAGGUCUAAUAUAUCUCUUGAGUGGGAUGACAAGAACAAGAGUGUUGUUGCCAAGAGGGAACAGAUUGGCAUUUUGCAGAGAGACUUGGCCCCUUUCAUUGAUUCUGUUCCUCACAGCUACAGCAGCUUGGCUGACAUUCUCAGCGUUCCUCGGGAAAUAUUUGAAUUAGAAAAUUUAGUAGACGUCCUUUCAUAUGAGGUGUGGCAGACUCGUAUAUCUGAAACUGAGAGAAAGGUUUUGACCCAAUUUCUGCCAAAAGGAGCUGAGCCUGAAAAAACUGUUCAGGAGCUGCUUUCGGGGGAUAACUUCCACUUUGGAAAUCCUUUUCUCAAAUGGGGUGCUGCAUUGUGUGCUGGUGAGUUCCAUCCUGACGAUCUUCUUCAGUUGGAGCAGCAUAUCACGGCUAAUAAGAAAGCAUACUUUUCUGAGUUGCAAAAAUAUCACAAUGACAUGAUUGAGGAAUUACGAAUGUGGAAGGAUAGAUGGGAUGGAUGCAAGGAUCCUGAAGAGGAAAUUCUGCAGAAAAUAUGGAGGCCAGGAAGCCAGGCUGCAAAGAGUAUGCAGUUCUCCGAGACUAGGUUUCAUGAUCCUGAAGAGAACAAUGUUGCCACACCAGAAUCUUGUUCGUGGGCUACAUCUGAGAAGGCAUGCAGUAAUGAAAAUAACCAAGAUUUGCCUUGGGAUACACAGGGGAGGAAAGGGUUUUCAGACAGCAAUCUCAAUAACUCAUCAGAUGGGCUGAAGGGUAUUGCAAAACCAAAAAAAGUGGAAAAGCUACAGAAGCGCAAUAUCCAGUUUGGUGAUGGUGCAAAGUAUAUGUCUUACAUCAAGGUCAGCAAAGAACAGCAUCAACGUGUUAAGAGAACUAUGAAGCAUACCAGUAAUAGCAUACAACCUAGAUCUCUGAAUAAUGUUCUGGGUAACCUUGAAACCCUCCAUGUACAGCCAUUUGAAGUAUUUGAAGAAGAAGAGAGGCAGAAGUUGCAUGAUUAUUGGUUACAAUUGGUGAAUAAAGAUAUUCCAGUUGGCUACAGAAGCUGGAUAACAAAUAAGUUGAAAGUACAGCAAGUCGCAAAGUCUUUGGGUCAAGAGUUGGAAGAAAAACUGAAAUUCCAAGAAAAGGAUGGCGAGAGAGAUAAUUAUGAUAAUUUAGAGCUCAUAGAUGAUAUAGGAGCAACAAUUUCACCCAAUUCAAGUGCAGAAGAGUUGUUGUAUGGCGAGGAUGAGAAAAGAGAGGUUUCCCAGUCCUUCCUGGAGGAUCAAAAGGCUAAUCAAGUUAUAAAAGCUGAAAGUUCUAUACAAUUAGAGGAUGAAGAGGACAAGGAAACUGAUAACCUACCUCAGCAAACACUUGAUGUGACAGAAAACGUGGAAGAAGAAGGCGAGUCUGUCUCAAUUUCUGCUGAAGAAGAUCGUGAAGAGAACAUUGCAUCAAUCAGCAGUGCCCAUCAGGUCAAGGACAUGACUGUGGAUUCUCAUGACAAUAGUAUGCUUGCAAAAGUGGAUGAUCUUCCUUUGAUGGUGUCUGAAUACCCAGGAAAUAUGAACCACAUCGAUAUACCUGUUAGUCACAGGGAUCCUCGCGAUUCUGCUGAUGAUGUUUGGUCGGCAGUUAGUGAGCCUGGUUCUUUCUAUCAUUCUGCUGCCUUUGGUCAUCAGUAUGUCUCUUCAAGUGAGUUGUCACUUUCACAUCCCCAAAUUAUGGAGGAGCAACCAACUAAUAUAAUUAAUUUGGAAGCAGAUGCUGAGGAAAAAGAUUCUGAGAGGGAGCUUUUGCACAGAGAAGCUGACGAGCUGUCAUUCUAUGGUUCUUUCCCUAGUCAAGAACAGAUUUUACUGCAGGAAAAGAGUGAUGGGAAGCAGAUGAUGCAUGGACAGCCUCAUGGUGUGUCUUUCUUUGGUGCUUAUCCUACUCAAAACCGAAAUGAGCUGUUUGAGUCUUUCUUCAGGGGCCAUGAUGGUAGCCUACCUAAUUACCAUCCAGAUCAGAAAAGGAUGGCCUUGGAUUUUCAACAACCAGAUAAUCUAGCAAUGGAGAAUGGCCAAAUUUCAGCCAAUUUCAGGGAUCAGGUUAAUCUUUCACUCCCGCUGGAGAUGAGGCAGAAAAGAGUGAAUGAUCUUUAUGUGGAUCACAAUAUGCAGGACAGUGUAUACCCUGAUGGAGGAAGAUAUUCCAUUCAAAAGCACUUGCCAGUCCACGUUCAGGAUUGGAAUGUGAGUACAGUUCGCAUGCUAGCACCUUCUCCCUCUCAUUUAAGUAGUGCUGGGGGUUUUGUGAGUCAGAAUUGGUUUCCUGGAGAAAAUCGGGCCCGAGGUGGGUGGUCGAGUUUGGAAGGUGCUGUUGCUUCCAGCAGGAGCAUUGGAAGUCAAAGUAACUCGGACCAAAGCUUGUUCAGUGUUUUAUCAGAAUGUAAUGAGUUGCAUGCUAGUGGGCCCGCCUCUGCCCCUUAUGAUUCAGUAGGUACCACAGACCGGUUCAUGCAGCCUGGGACGUACAAUGCGUUGGGUGGAGGGAUCCCCAGUACAAGCAACAUUUUAGGGCAGACGGCAGAUCCACUGAACUACUUUGGCGGACAUGAAGCCAGCGCUGGCCGUAAGGCUAACAACUUGGGAUGGAUAGGCGUGUCACAUCAGAACCCAGGAUUACAGGACUCGAUGAGCAAACCAUUUGUGAGGUCUUGGAAUCAAUAAAUGGACCAUCUCGCGCAGGAUGUGGUUGCAACUUAAGCGGGGUUGGUGGUUAGAGCUGAUGCUGGCCAUGAAAAUUUCCUAUGCAGCAAAUGCUAAGUCUCAAAUAAUCUCUCCUUUCGUUUUGUUUUAAAAAAGGAGGAAAAAGAUCCAGGAAAGAAAAGAAUUGGUUUUGUUUUUUGUUUUUUUACUUCCCUCCCUCCCUUCAGCAGGUCAUUGUUCUUGUUGAAGAUGGGCAAUCAGAGGUGUCUCUUUGUACAUAAAUAGAGUAGAAAAAAAGCCAGUGCAGUGUAUAUGAUUUAGUAGGAAUAGGUAAUUGGUGGAGGAGAGAGAAGGAUCUCUCAUUUGAUAGGUGCGACUCAAAAUUUGAUUAGUUCUAUGGUUUUUCUUUCUGUUUUAUUUA
This is a messenger RNA of Coffea eugenioides, 3568 nucleotides long. RefSeq lists its product as uncharacterized. NCBI's taxonomy places the organism in Eukaryota, Viridiplantae, Streptophyta, Magnoliopsida, Gentianales, Rubiaceae. Gene Ontology annotation, cellular component: Ino80 complex. Bases 349 to 3168 code for a protein of 939 amino acids. The record is from RefSeq and is a predicted model, not a curated record. The transcript has 12 exons.